Messenger RNA from Gorilla gorilla gorilla (western lowland gorilla), 597 nucleotides. RefSeq names its product mitochondrial ribosomal protein L57 (gene MRPL57). Lineage: Eukaryota; Metazoa; Chordata; Mammalia; Primates; Hominidae. Gene Ontology annotation, cellular component: mitochondrial ribosome. Gene Ontology annotation, biological process: mitochondrial translation. The coding region runs from base 1 to 309 and encodes 102 amino acids. The record is from RefSeq and is a predicted model, not a curated record. The transcript has a single exon. Gene Ontology annotation, molecular function: structural constituent of ribosome.
AUGUUCCUGACUGCGCUCCUCUGCCGCGGCCGCAUUCCUGGCCGUCAGUGGAUCGGGAAGCACCGGCGGCCGCGGUUCGUGUCGUUGCGCGCCAAGCAGAACAUGAUCCGCCGCCUGGAGAUCGAGGCGGAGAACCAUUACUGGCUGAGCAUGCCCUACAUGACCCGGGAGCAGGAGCGCGGCCACGCCGCGGUGCGCAGGAGGGAGGCCUUCGAGGCCAUAAAGGCGGCAGCCACUUCCAAGUUCCCCCCGCAUAGAUUCAUUGCGGACCAGCUCGACCAUCUCAAUGUCACCAAGAAAUGGUCCUAAUCCUGAGUCGUCACCCUUGGAUUUUAUGGAUCACGGAGCUGCCCAUCUUUACCUGGUCCUGGAACUGAAAAACUGUAGCUUCUGUGAAAGUGAGCCUUUGGACCAGUCUUUAUUACAACAAACAAACAUGAGUAGUCUGCAUAUAGAAUAUCUAGGGCUCUAAACCCCCCAAUACUUAAAAGUCUAAUUGCUGUCCUGUGUUUUCAUUAGUCUGAUAGGAAGAUAGGGAUUUCCUCAGUCACAGAUGAUAUUUUGAAGGAAAGCUGCAAUAAAGCCACAAUGAUUUGA